AUGAACACUUGUUUAGCACAACUCCAAACAUUCUCAGUCCAACAAGGGAAUGCCAUGAACCACUAUAUGGGCUCUUUUGAGUUUCCGGGGCCAUCAAUUCCUGUCAUCCCUCUCCUUUUCAUGUCCAUGCUCAUCCCAAUCUACUUGUUCUUCUUCAUUCCUUUCGCUAUAAAGAUCACAAACCAUCCUGCAGGCAACAUGCAGCUUCAAUGCAUCGGUGUUGGACUAGUCCUAUCUACAAUUUCAUGGCUGUUGUUAGACGAUGUAAUCCUAGCUGUAGCUGUAUUCCUAACUUGUAGGGGUAAAAGUCUUGUAGAGCAAGGAAUAGCAAGGUCUCAAAACCCUAGCUUCCCCUUAUUUUGUUUUCGGCUGACUCCUCCUGCCGUUCCUUUUUUCAUCAUGGGAGACUCAGAUUCCAGUCCUUUUUCCCUUCACCAUUCUGAUCAUCCUAACCUUGUUCUUGUCUCCACCAAAUUAAAUGGAGACAAUUAUACCACCUGGGCACGCGGCAUGGAGAUCUCUUUGAGCGCCAAGAACAAACUUGGCUUUAUUCAUGGUACUAUUGGGGAACCGUCCUCCUCCACGGACCCUGAUAAACACGCUGCCUGGCGCCGCUGCAACAAUAUGAUUCUUUCUUGGCUUCUCCAUUCUUUGGAGCCUGACCUUGCCGAGUCCGUCCUUUUUUCCACCACUACCAAAGCUGUUUGGGACGACCUCCGUGAACAGUUUUCCCAAAGCAACGCUCCUCGCAUCUUUCAACUCAACUGUGCAAUUGCCACCAUCUCCCAAGGGACUUCUUCUGUUUCUGCCUAUUUCACUCGUCUCAAAGGCCCUUGGGACGAACUUGCCUCAUACAACGAACCCUGCACUUGUUCUUCAGGCACCAAGAACGACAGACAGUAG
Molecule: messenger RNA, 903 nt
Organism: Prunus armeniaca (apricot)
Lineage: Eukaryota; Viridiplantae; Streptophyta; Magnoliopsida; Rosales; Rosaceae
Source: the annotation of a GenBank genome assembly